UUCAGAUAUUAAUAAAGCAGCGGAAAGAAGAGAAAUGAAUAAGCUUCCCUCAAGGUCCAGCCCAUCGCGAAGGGAGCCCAUCCCUUACGGCGAGAGAGAUGCACGGAGGGAUCGCUCUCCCAACCAGGGCAGCCCACGCAGAGAUGGCAGGAACGGCCGAGAUUCCCGGGACGGACGGGACCUUCGGGGGCGAGAGAUGCGGGGGGGCAGAGAUCACCGAGACCCCAGAGAUUCCCGGGACGUGAGGGAUUCCCGGGACAUGCGAGAUUCCCGGGACCCUCUCUACGACCGCUACAGGGAGACCAGAGAGACCCCGUACAGGAGAGAGGAAGGCUACGACCGCUACGACCGUCCGGACGACUAUUACCGCAGGCGGGAGGAGCCCUCUUACGACCGCUUCGGGGAGCCCCUGGACAGGCGAGGGCCGGCCCUCAUGCUGGUGACCUUCCCUGCAGAGCGCAUGAAGAGAGAGGAGAGGCGCCGGGAGGAGCUUUACCGGCAGUUCUUUGAGGACAUCAAGAAGCGCAUAGACACCGAGCGGCCAGUGGAUUGCUCCGUCAUCGUGGUCAACAAGCAGACCAAGGAUUACGCCGAGUCGGUGGGGCGCAAGGUACGCGACCUGGGCAUGAUGGUGGACCUCAUCUUCCUCAACUCGGAGAUGUCUUUGCAGCAAGCCCUGGACGACGUGAGCCAGGGAGGCUCUGCCUUCGCCAUAGUCAUCACCCCCCAGCACCAGGUCCACCACUCCUGCACCGUCAACAUCAUGUUCGGCACCCCGCAAGAGCACCGGAACAUGCCCCAGGCGGACGCCAUGGUGCUGGUGGCCAAGAACUACGAGCGCUACAAGUCCGAGGUCCGCGAGAAGGAGCGGGAGGAGAUUGCCAGGCGGGCGGCCAAGAUGGCCGAUGAGACCAUCCUGCAGGAGCGGGAGCGCCCCCUGCCGGCUGAGGAGAGUCUCCGUGGGGCCCACCCCCCAGCCAUGCAGGCCCUCCUGAACCUGCUGGCGGACAACCGCUACCUGACCGGGGAGGAGACGGACAAGAUCAUCAACUACCUGCGGGAGCGCAAGGAACGGCAGCUACGUGCCGCCGCCGAGUCCCUUCCCGCUUCACUUCCGGGCAGGCAGACGAUGGGAGCUGCGUCAGGAGCCUUGGUGCCCACUUCCCAGGGGCACCAGAGCGGCCAGCCUCUGCCAGCCUCUGCCGCAGCCACCGGGCCCUCCAACCCUCAGCAGGAGCUGCAGGCCAAGAUCCUCAGCCUCUUCAACAGCGGGGUGGCCACCGGUGCAGUGAACGUGUCCAGCGGCGGCCCGGGCGUGGGGGUGUCUCCGAAUCCAGGGUUUGGCUCCGGGCCCAGCACGCCUGGCCGGGGCCCCCAGCUGGGCACGACUGGUGCCUCCCAGUCGCAGCAGCGAGCGCCAUCCCAGGCUGCCCAGUUCCCCAACCACCCGGGUUCCGCCAGGGUCUCCGGUCCCCGGGCUUCGGCUCCCCCACCGCCGUCCCAGCCCCUUUACCAGAACCGGCCCUCUGCGCCCAAUAGCGCGGCCGCCGCACGACCGCCACUGUCUCUGGGGAUCAACUUCGACAACCCCAGCGUGCAGAAGGCCUUGGAUACCCUGAUCCAGAGCGGCCCCGCCCUCUCCCACCUGGUGAACCAGACAGUGGGCCAGGGCCGGGCAGUGCCCCCAGCCCAGCAGGGCAUGGGCUCCUACCAGCGGCAUUACUGAUGCCCAGUGGGCU
Protobothrops mucrosquamatus (brown spotted pit viper) is the source of this 1739-nucleotide messenger RNA. It is a transcript of the gene NCOA5, whose product is annotated as nuclear receptor coactivator 5. The transcript is spliced from 7 exons. The record is from RefSeq and is a predicted model, not a curated record. Gene Ontology annotation, cellular component: nucleoplasm. Gene Ontology annotation, biological process: regulation of signal transduction. The coding region runs from base 35 to 1726 and encodes 563 amino acids. Lineage: Eukaryota; Metazoa; Chordata; Lepidosauria; Squamata; Viperidae.